Molecule: messenger RNA, 336 nt
Organism: Onychomys torridus (southern grasshopper mouse)
Lineage: Eukaryota; Metazoa; Chordata; Mammalia; Rodentia; Cricetidae
Product: keratin-associated protein 12-1-like
Exons: 1
Coding region: 1-336 (111 amino acids)
Cellular component (GO): keratin filament
Source: RefSeq, a predicted model, not a curated record
AUGUGUCACACCAGCUGCUCCUCAGGCUGCCAGCCAGCCUGCUGUGUGUCCAGUCCCUGCCAGCCAGCCUGCUGUGUGUCCAGCCCUUGCCAGGCAUCCUGCUGCAGGCCUGCUAUAUGCAUUCCUGUCAGAUGCCAGGUGGCCUGCUGUGUGCCUGUGAGCUGCAGGCCCACUGUGUGCAUGGCUCCCUCCUGCCAGUCCUCUGUGUGUGUGCCUGUGAGCUGCCGGCCCACUGUGUGCAUGGCGCCCUCCUGCCAGUCCUCCGGGUGCUGCCAGCCCUCCUGCCCCACCCUGGUCUGCAGACCUGUCACCUGUAGCACCCCUUCCUGCUGCUGA